AUGCAAAUCUUUAAUAACGAAUCAUAUUUAUCUUUAGUUAUUGAGCCGGGCAUAAUCCUUCUUCAUUUAUCAUUCACAAAGCAGCUUCUUUUUUCCCGAUUCUUUCUUGGGAUUCGCGGAAACUUCUAUCGCUUCCACCAUCUCUCUCUUUCACCUAUUCUUUCGGCAAUAUCUGUCUCUCUUUUUACUCCUUUCUCUCCCCGCUAUCGCUAUCUUUCCCGCUCAUUUCAUUUCAUUGUUCCCUUUCUCUUUUCUCUAACUGUCAUCUUCCUCUUCACUUCUCAAAUAUCUUUACUUAUUUUUCUAUCUUCUUUCUCCUUCGUGCGUUUUCAGCGAUCUCUCUCUCUCUCUCUCUCUCUCUCUUUAUUUCCUUCUCUCUCUCUUAUACAUGUUUCUCUUUUUCUACAUUUCCCAUCCUACGCUGUCACUUCUUCCUUCCCUCUUUAUACUAUAUAUACUUAUUUUUCUCUCUUCAUAUAUCAUUGGUUCUCUUUCUCCUGUCCUCUUCCUUUCUCUCUUUCUUUUCCUCCUUUUCCUGUCGCCCCUUCUUUAUAUUCCCUUCCUAUUUCUCUCCCAUUAUCAUUCUUGCUCUAUCUUUCUCUCUCUCUUUCUCUCUCUCACAUUCUCGCUCUUUUCUCAUACUUUCCCUUUCACGUUUUAACUUCUCAUAAAACGCACCCUUUUCAUCAACUGCGUCUUCUUCUGACAAGUCUCUCCCUGUAUUGUUUAUCCUCUCGCUAUUUCUUCUUUUCAUAUAAGGAUGCAAUUAAUACAUCCAAACAACAUUCAUUAUUUCCAUUAUUCCUUUCCUCUUCUAUUUUACCUUCUCUCUUUUCAUUCCUCUUCGGUUCUUUCUUUCUUUCUUUCUUUCUUUCUUUCUUUCUUUCUUCUAACAUUUUCCCUCAUUUCUAA
Molecule: messenger RNA, 912 nt
Organism: Acanthosepion pharaonis
Lineage: Eukaryota; Metazoa; Mollusca; Cephalopoda; Sepiida; Sepiidae
Source: the annotation of a GenBank genome assembly